UCUCUCUCUCUCUCUCUCUCUCACUCGGUGACUCAAGAACAUCAUGCCAGAUCUCUCAAGAUGCAGUUUCAUGACUAGAUCUGUGAGGAUUUCACCAGAUCGAUGAAGGUCUGCAACCCUUGUUCUAGGAAUCUUGAAAAUCUUUCAUCAUUCAAACGAUACCUGAAUCUCUAAUCCCGCCCAAAUCCUUUUCUCUUUGCAGUCCCGGUUCAAAUUUUGAAUCCCUAAUUGAAGCACAUGAAACCCUGGCCACAUAUUUUCACAUACAUCCCGAAAAGAUGAAAAAAAGGCAGUUGGCACCAAAUCACCUCCCAUUCUCUUUCGGUUCUCUCUCAAUACACUAUUACCACACAUCGAUUAGCCCCUGUUCUUCGUCAUCACCAAAUGGCACCCAGGGUUCUGUUGGAUUUGCUAUUGGUCUUGCAGCAAUGGGGAAUCACACUAUAGCGGAAUUCGGAAAUUCAAUUUGCAUAUUACUUUUUUCCUGCUUUUGAUCAGGUAUCUUCUAUAUGGAGACGUAUCUGCAAAAGCAGGCCAUAUGUUUUCCCAGCCUGAGGUUUCUGAUUUCUUUGCUAAGUUAAUACAAAGGGUCUCACCAAAGAGUUACCAGUAGGCUCUCGGUGUAGUUUAUGUUACCGGAAAGUUUUUAGAAAACUUUUCUGGUGAUCAGGUGCGUUUCUUGGCAAGGUCGUUCGGAGUACCUGGGAAUCAUCUUGGGCAACAAAGUCAUGGUUUCCGAUGGCCAUAUGGCCCUGUGGCGUUAAUUACACCUUUUAAUUUUCCUCUAGAGAUUCCGGUACUCCAGUUGAGGAUGUCGACUUUAUUAAUUCUGAUGGAAUGACGAUGAACAAGCUGCUGCAAGAGGCAAAUCCGAGAAUGACCCUUUUUACGGGUAGCUCGAAAAUAGUAGAUAAGUUGGCUUAUGACCUGAACGGACGAAUUAAAGUAGAAGAUGCAGGAUUCGACUGGAAAAUCCUCAGGCCUGAUGUUCACAAGGUGGAUUAUGUGUCAUGGGUGUGUGAUCAAGAUGCAUAUGCAUCUAUUGGCCAAAAAUGCCUAACACAAUCGUUGUUAUUCGUUCAUGAGAACUGGAAAAACAGCUCACUCAUGAGUCACCUAAACCACCUUGCGGGGAGAAGGACGCUUGAUAAUUUAACAAUUGGGUCAGUUCUUAGAGCCCACUGGGUUAGACCAUAUCCGGGUCUAAGCCCAAACAUUGAGUGCGGUUCAGACAAUCAGGUGGCAAUUGGACCGGGUCUGCAACAUGUAUGGUCUUCACUGGCCGGGUGUUGGGGAUAUCAACUUGGUGUGAGUGUGUUUGGGUGGGGGAUGUAUACCGCAAUAGGUGGGGGCUGUUGAGUGAGUUUGGUGAUAAAUAGGUACACCUUUUGGUCUGGGAUUGUAUAAGAAGACUUUUUGGUGAAAUCAGACUUCAAAGAGAAGAGAUUGCAAACAUCCCAAGUAGUUAACAACCUAAUUAUCUGAUGCAUUGAAUUGUUGUUGGGCGCUGUCUUCAACCCAGACACAUAUUUUGAACAUUCCUUUUUUAAUAAAUAGCUAAGUGUGCCAAA
Messenger RNA from Helianthus annuus (common sunflower), 1571 nucleotides. RefSeq names its product delta-1-pyrroline-5-carboxylate dehydrogenase 12A1, mitochondrial-like. Gene Ontology annotation, cellular component: mitochondrion. Lineage: Eukaryota; Viridiplantae; Streptophyta; Magnoliopsida; Asterales; Asteraceae. The coding region runs from base 838 to 1359 and encodes 173 amino acids. Gene Ontology annotation, molecular function: aldehyde dehydrogenase (NAD+) activity; L-glutamate gamma-semialdehyde dehydrogenase (NAD+) activity. The transcript has 11 exons. The record is from RefSeq and is a predicted model, not a curated record.